Messenger RNA from Schistosoma margrebowiei, 1899 nucleotides. NCBI's taxonomy places the organism in Eukaryota, Metazoa, Platyhelminthes, Trematoda, Strigeidida, Schistosomatidae. The record is from the annotation of a GenBank genome assembly.
CCACUGUCCUUUUUAAAUAGCGCGGGAGUUUAAGUUAUCUUAUUGAAUUGCGCCUAUCGAUCCAUUCACCUAUGUUAGGAGUACAUUCAAGAUCGUGUAGCGUUUGUCGUUGUGUUCCGAAAUGGCAGUACCAAAAACUAUUGAGCAGGCUUUUCCAGGUCACAAACGAACCAGUUCUGUUGCAUAAACCUGAUAGUACGGAACGUCGGAAGUUGGAUAGUACGUUGGAUACUAUGAUUGUAAACGGGCCUUAUCAUGUGCCUAUAUGUAUUGAUUCAAACGAAUUAUCAUCCGGACAACCUCGAAGGCAGAUUUUGCCAUUUGAGCAUUCGAAAACACUGGUCAAUUUUUAUCAUGCCUCAGAAGAGCAAAUAAAAUAUGCAAUUGAGUCUUGUCUAAUGGCUCGUAAAACGUGGUCACGCACAAGUUUCGAUGAACGCGCUAAGAUAUUCUUAAAAGCAGCGGACCUUGUUAGCGAUAAAUAUCGCAUGGAAUUGUUGGCAUCAACUAUUCUCGGUCAAGCGAAAACAAUUUUUCAGGCUGAGAUUGACGCAGCUGCAGAAUUAGCAGAUUUUUUGCGUUUUAAUGUGAAAUUUGCCUCAGAAGCUCUGCAAUAUAAACCAAUCAAUACCCAGGAUGCAAAGAAUGAAGUAGUUUACCGAGCAAAUGAAGGGUUUUGGGCUGCUAUACCACCAUUUAAUUUUACCGCUAUUGCAGGGAACCUAGCAAGUGCCCCAGCUUUAAUGGGGAAUGUUGUGAUUUGGAAACCCGCUGAUACAUCCAUAUAUUCUAAUUAUCUUGUUUACAGAUUAUUCCGCGAAGCAGGUUUACCCCCUGGUGUAAUCAACUUUGUCCCUGCAGAUGGCCCAACAUUUGGUAAAAUAAUUUGUGAACAUCCUCAACUUGCUGGUAUCAACUUCACUGGAAGCACGAAAACUUUUCGUGCUAUAUUGAAAAUGAUUGGCGACAAUGUUGAUAAGUAUCGUGGUUAUCCAAGAACUAUAGGUGAAUGUGGCGGCAAAAAUUAUCAUUUUAUCCAUCCAUCUGCAAACUUGGAAGAAGCUGCUCUCGGCACUAUCCGAAGUUCAUUUGAAUACUCUGGUCAAAAAUGUAGCGCAUGUAGUCGACUUUAUGUGCCAGAAAAUUUAUGGCCAAAAUUUAAACAACUUUUACUUGGUCAUCAUGAACAAUUAAAAAUCGGAUCACCACUUGAUUCAGAUACAUUUUCAUCUGCAGUUAUUGAUCAUACUGCAUUCAAUAAAAUCUCUGGCUAUCUACAAUACGCAUCCAGUUGUCCAGAUGUUGAAGUUGUCGCCGGUGGUCAUAGAGAUGACAGCGUUGGUUACUUUAUUCAACCUACAAUUUUGCUUACUAAUAAUCCAACAGAUAAGUUAAUGAAGGAUGACAUUUUUGGACCGGUUUUAUGCACAUAUUUAUAUCGUGAAAAUGAAAUUGAGAAAACCUUAGAUCUUGUUGAUUCAACUACGGAUUAUGCAUUAACUGGUUCUAUUUUUGCUCAGGAUGAAGAAUUUAUUAAGUAUGCAACUGAUCGCCUUAUCGAUACAACUGGUAAUUUUUAUGUAAAUGUUCAAUCAACUGGAUCUGUAGUCGGUCAACAACCAUUUGGCGGAGCUAGAUUAUCAGGUACAAAUGAUAAGGCCGGUGGACCUCAAUACACUUUAAGAUUCACUUCUCCGCUUUCGAUUAAAACACAAAUCAAACCCAUCCCAUCAUGGAAACAAGCACAUAUGAUUGACUAAGUUGUUUGAUUCACUUUUACUAUUUGGAAAUUACUCAUUGUAUAAGGCCUAAUCGUUGAACCGUCCUUAUACUUAUUAUUUCAACAAAAUGUUUGUACUCUUUUUUAAUUUUACAUGUAAUAAAUUUUAUACUUUUCGA